ACGACUGUUUCAGGCGAAAUGGCAAGCUCGUUUCUAGCAAGAAGGGUUUUCGCUCCAUCACUACGUCGCAUGACGACUACUGCAUCUACAAGUGAAUUUAAGAGGCAUCUGGUAGAAGAGGAGGUCCAUGCUGGAAGCACCUGGGUCAAUUGGAGACGUAUUUCAAUCUUUGUGGCAGUUCCUGCCGUUUUAGUUUGUGCCUGGAAUGCUUGGGAAAAAGAAAAAGAGCAUGCAGCCCAUGGUAGAGGAGAGUUUGUUCCAUAUAAUCAUUUGAGAGUUCGCUCAAAGCCAUUCCCAUGGGGAGAUGGAAACCAUUCUUUGUUCCACAAUUCGCAUGCAAAUGCUUUGCCAGAAGGUUAUGAAGAUGAAAUUGAAGAAUAGAGUGCCUUGUUUAUUGACUGAUAUGGUCUAUGUCCUAGUUCACAUACAUUGUUAUUUUAACAAAAAUUAAACAUAUUCUUCGUACAAGACACUAGACACUUCCUGUAGAAUUUCUUUGAUUUCCACUGUUGUGAUAUGAAAUAGUUGUGACAAACCAGA
This is a messenger RNA of Rhopilema esculentum, 540 nucleotides long. RefSeq names its product cytochrome c oxidase subunit 6A2, mitochondrial. The record is from RefSeq and is a predicted model, not a curated record. Gene Ontology annotation, molecular function: enzyme regulator activity. Gene Ontology annotation, cellular component: respiratory chain complex IV; mitochondrial inner membrane. NCBI's taxonomy places the organism in Eukaryota, Metazoa, Cnidaria, Scyphozoa, Rhizostomeae, Rhizostomatidae. Gene Ontology annotation, biological process: mitochondrial electron transport, cytochrome c to oxygen.